This is a messenger RNA of Xenopus laevis (African clawed frog), 636 nucleotides long. Its product is annotated as ribosomal protein S6 kinase beta-1-like. Lineage: Eukaryota; Metazoa; Chordata; Amphibia; Anura; Pipidae. The record is from RefSeq and is a predicted model, not a curated record. The coding region runs from base 55 to 423 and encodes 122 amino acids. The transcript has 4 exons.
UGAAAUCUGACAUGGGGCUAGACAUUUUUUCAAUGUCUGCUCCCCAGUGCUCUCAUGUUCUUUCCCAGCCAAUUACCUCUGCUUCAGAUUACGAGGAGACAGCUAACCCUGAAUAUUUUAUUGGACCAUCAAGAACACAUUAAAAUCUGUGACUUCAGCCUGGUAAAGCAGAGCAUAACAAGUGGCUGGGCCGGAAUCAUGGAAUACAUGGCGCCAGAGAUUCUAAAGAGAAAAGCAUACAAUGCAACAGUAGACUGGUGGUUGUUUGGCGUCACCAUCUGUGAAAUGGCCACUGGUAUGGCACCCUUCAACAACAGUGACACCAAGGAGCUUAUUAAUUCCAUCAAAUUCUGUGAUCCAGAGCUACCUGAUUGGCUGGAUGAAGAUCUAAAACAUCUUCUGGGACAGCCUGUGCCCAGGUGAUGAUGUCAUCAGGUGGCACCUUCCACUAAGCAAGAGACCUCAACCGUUAUGACAGUUGGUGUGACAGCGUCCGAGAGAGAAGAAGCAGAAGAGAGAGAGCUCCAGUGGAUUUCAAGAGAAUAUGAAGAGAAUACAUUCUAAUUCCAUCGAUUCGGAUCCCCCACCUUCAAAGGAGAAGAAGAGAAGAGAAGACCAUGAAGAAGAGCAAGAAGA